AGAGACAGAUUGAUUGAUGUUCUUAUCCAUUGAUUUUCUCUCCAAGUGGCUGCAAUAGCCAAGGUUCUGCCAGGCUGAAGCCAAGAACCUAGAGCUGCUUCUGGAUCUCCCACAUCCAGUCCCUUUGUGGAACUUCUGAACACCUUUUAUUAGUGAAGGCAUUUUCUACACAAUGAAGCUAACAACUUAAUUUAAACAAGUGUUUAUGUGGUUCUGCUUCAUCUGCUAUGGUUCACGGCGCUUGAGAUCUCAGGAGUACCGGAUCUUUUGCAAUGACAAUAUGACUAAUAGUAAAGGAAGAUCUCUUACUAAUAAAACAAAUGGUGGUUUAGGUAGUGGAGGAGGCUGUGUAGACUGGACUUUAAAUUUAAACACAAUUCAGUCUGAUAAGUUUUUAAACUUACUGUUGAGUAUGGUUCCAGUAAUUUACCAGAAAAAUCAAGAAGAGAGGCACAAAAAAGCAAAUGGCAUUUGGCAAGAUGGACUAUCAGUGGCAACACAGACUUUUAGCAAUAGAUCUGAGCAACACAUGGAAUACCACGGUUUCUCAGAACAGUCUUUUCACGGUAAUAAUGGACAUAUACCAUCAGGUUGUAGCCAAAAGUAUGAUGACUAUGCCAACUAUAAUUACUGUGAUGGGAGAGAGACUUCAGAAACUACUGCCAUGUUACAAGAUGAGGAUAUAUCUAGUGACGGGGAUGAGGAUGUCAUUGUGGAAGCAAGCCCAAAAUUACCGAGAGAGUCCAGUGGCAUCAUGGCAUUGCAGAUACUUGUGCCGUUUUUGCUGGCUGGCUUUGGAACAGUUUCAGCUGGCAUGGUUUUGGAUAUAGUACAGCACUGGGAGGUGUUCAAAAAAGUUACAGAAGUUUUCAUUUUAGUUCCUGCGCUCCUUGGUCUCAAAGGGAACUUGGAAAUGACAUUGGCAUCCAGAUUAUCCACUGCAGUAAAUAUUGGGAAGAUGGAUUCACCCAUUGAAAAGUGGAAUCUAAUAAUUGGCAACUUGGCUUUAAAGCAGGUGCAGGCAACAGUCGUUGGUUUUCUAGCAGCUGUGGCCGCAAUUAUACUGGGCUGGAUUCCAGAAGGAAAAUACUACCUUGAUCAUUCCAUACUUCUGUGCUCCAGCAGCGUGGCAACUGCCUUCAUCGCAUCUCUCCUGCAGGGAAUAAUAAUGGUUGGGGUUAUCGUUGGUUCAAAGAAGACUGGUAUCAAUCCUGAUAAUGUUGCUACACCCAUUGCAGCUAGUUUUGGUGACCUUAUAACUCUGGCCAUAUUAGCUUGGAUAAGUCAAGGCUUGUAUUCCUGUCUUGAGAAUUAUUACUACAUUUCUCCACUAGUUGGUGUGAUUUUCUUAGCUCUAACUCCUCUAUGGAUUAUAGUAGCUGCCAAACACCCAGCCACAAGGACAGUUCUGCACUCGGGCUGGGAGCCCGUCAUAACUGCCAUGGUUAUAAGCAGCAUUGGAGGCCUUAUUCUGGAUACAACUGUAUCUGACCCAAACUUGGUUGGCAUUGUUGUUUACACGCCUGUCAUUAAUGGUAUUGGUGGCAAUUUGGUGGCCAUUCAAGCUAGCAGGAUUUCAACCUACCUCCAUUUACAUAGCAUCCCAGGAGAACUGCCUGAUGAACCCAAAGGCUGUUACUACCCAUUUAGAACAUUUUUUGGUCCAGGAGUAAAUAAUAAGUCUGCCCAAGUUCUGCUGCUUUUAGUGAUUCCUGGACAUUUAAUAUUCCUCUACACUAUUCAUUUGAUGAAAAGUGGUCAUACGUCUUUAACUGUAAUCUUCAUAGUUGUAUACUUAUUUGCUGCUGUUUUACAGGUAUUUACCUUGCUGUGGAUUGCUGACUGGAUGGUCCACCACUUCUGGAGGAAAGGAAAGGACCCGGAUAGUUUCUCUAUCCCUUACCUAACGGCGUUGGGUGAUCUGCUUGGGACAGCUCUGUUGGCCUUAAGUUUUCAUUUUCUUUGGCUCAUUGGAGAUCGAGAUGGAGAUGUUGGAGACUAAUCAAUCCUACAAACUGCUUCCAAAUUACCAAGGAGGAAGACACAAGACAACCACUUCUGGCUCUCUUUCAAAACUCUUAAAUCAGUAAUUUGAUUUUUGCCAGGGUAAUCUUCAGUUGGCCCUGAGAUUCAAUUAAAUGGCCUUAACUUUUUUUUUUUAAGGAAUUUGUGUUGAAACCACAAUGAAUAUUAUUUGUGCUGCUUUUUGUAGAAUAAAUUAUCAUUUGACAUAGACAUAGAUACAUGUUCCAACUUUGAAAUUAAUUAAAUAUGAAAAAAUUUGAAUGUUUGACAAUGAAUAAUUUUAAAACCACAGAUACAGCAGAAAUGUACUUUCUUAUUGUCCAACUGGUAACGCAAGGUUAGAGGAAACUGUGCUCUAGCUCUUAGUGUAGCUGUUUCGUCUCACAGGUGUGUUAACUGUAAAGCAGACUGUCACAUGAAAGGUGCCAGCCAAGGUUUUAGUAUUUUUAAGUACGCUUACCUCUGUGCUCACCGAGGAUAAAUUCACCAACUACUUGUUCCUAAACUGACCAAAAUAAUUCUGCUGAGCACAAGGUAAACUCACUUUUACCUGCGUCUAAAAGUACCCUGUGCUAAUGCUAACUCAAUUUCAACUCUGCCAACUUCUUGGCAGGCUGCCCUUUAAACAUAGAAUGAUCUUGAGAGAUCAUUAAUGAAAGCAGUAAGCCAUUUUAAAUUAUUGAUUUGUUGAAUAAAAAGUUGGUAUUUUUCAAACAACCUGAUAGUCAAAAGCAGAAGAUACCCUAAGCUGCAUUUGUAGAAAUAAAAUGAUAUGAGAAAUUUUGUGUGUGUGAGAGAGAGGCCUUUGCUAAAAAAUGAAAUCUUGGAUAGUAAAGAUGGUAGCGCUGCUGGAACAUCAGCAUUAUAGGGUGAUUCUUAAACAGGUUUUAUUUGUAUGCUUUCAUCAUUUGGUCCAAAACUGUUGCUGCCAACCAGAAUUUAGUAUUUGUUACCUAUGUUGUAAUUAACAGUUCCUUCUUAUUUACAAAAAACUGUUUAAUCAAGUUUUAAGAUUGAGAAUGACUAAGUGAUUUGUUUGUACUUUUAAGGAAGCCUGUCAUUUACCCUUUUAAAAGAGAAGUUGGUGAGUUCCCUCGCUUAUUGUUCAUGGCUACACUUAUCAUCUGUUUGCAUAUGGGACACUAGCAUAUACACUGUUCCACUUCUCAGUUAUUUUUCUAAAAUUUGGCCCAAUAUGCUAAAUAACCAACACUUUGGUUAUUCAGUAGAUAAGCAUUUUCAUAUCACAUAUAGUUCAUUUCUUAAAAUGCGGUACAAUCUCUAAAAACCAUUAGAUAUUUAAUAAUUUAAAACUGAAAAGGGAAGAAUAAAACAUGCACAUUAACUUUGAUCAUGGUUUCAGUUGUGUUAGUGUUAUAUAAACAGUAGGUUGUUCAUAAAUAUAUUGGAAGUAUUCUUUCUAAGCUCUUCAAAGGGGCUGUAGUUUAGAGUUAUAUAUUUUUGCUUAUUUUUUAACUUUAAUUAUUCCAUCAUUCUGCCUGAUAAUUAAGCUUUAAGGCAGAGAACUGAACUAAUUCUACAAUUUCUCCUUUGGAGAGUUAAAUGUCACAUAGUGAACAUUCUUAUAAAAGAAAGAAUGGUUACAUUUAAGUUGAUGAAUACUUAGCUGCAAAGAUUUUUUUAAUUUUUUAUGAAAUCCAUGAGUGAGGUCUUUGAUUUUAUUGUAAACCACUUAUUUAUAUUUGGUCUGUGUGAUUUACAAUCAUUUACAUUUCCCAAUGAUUUCUGUUUUAACACCAAAAAAAAAAAAAGCAGAGCAAGUUACAUCAUUAAAGCAUUAACCAAUCAACAACUGGUAAAGUGCAUAUUCUGAAGCACAUUCGGACACAUUAUGUCACUUAGUAUUCCUGUCUAUUUCACAGCGCAGAAAACUGAAACUCGGAGUCGUUACUUUUGUAAUAUGUAUAGCUGCAAAGUGACUGUGUUGUGAAGUCCCUAAAGUCCAGUCUUCUGGGCCAGGCUUCUUGUUAUAUACAUCUGUGAUCCUCUAAGUACACAGAGAGAAACCAAUUGGAGAAGCAGAGUUUUCUAAAAAUCAAAGAGUAUCACUAUAUCUUUCAGAUUUCAGAUUGAGAAACUUCUGUUAAAUUUUUCUUCACAGUAAGGAUAGCCAACCCUAAAUUAUUUGUACUCUAAGAUCAAGGAAAACAAGAAUAUUUUAUAAAAUAGUUUCCAUUUUUUACACAUUAAAUCUUUGGAAUAAAGAAUCAUGCCUUGUUUCAUAGAACAUAUCAUUGUCACCGUUCUUUUCAGAUCUUGCCAUUUGCUAUAAGUGAUAACAAAACUAGUAUUACAGUCCAAGUGUUGGCCUUUGUCUUUUGCUGUUCAACCUUGGUUAGAGCAACAAAAAGUCUGAAAGGUGUGUAAGGACAAAAGGGAAAAUUAGUGACUGAUUAGCUGAAUUAACUAUGAAAGCGAUGUAGAUUCCUUUUUAAAAAGUAUUACCUUUUGAAAGCCUUCCCAUAUGCGUGUAACCAAUAAGGUGACUUCUUUUUAUUUGCCCACAAAAAUAAUUUAUUAUCAGUCUUAUAUGUAAAUCUACAGUAUUUAUUUUUAUACACCAUAGAAACUCUUGUUUUCUGGACUUCUUCCUUUCACUAAUUUAUGAGACACUUCAUUUACAUAUAGAUAACCUUUUCAGGACAUUUUUCACUGUUGCCCACCAGCCAUUUUUUUUCUUUGGGAAAUAAAGUUUCUUAGGGCCUGAUAAAAUGAAAAAUUAAAGUAAUGUAGCUUCUGGGAGACAUCAAAAAGUUCCACACCAUAGACUGUCAAUGACAUAGCCAAAUAAAUGAAAUAGAGGUUUAAAAGUCUUUCAGUAAUUGGGCUUUCUCGCCUUACCAUGUAUCUGUUGUAUAGAACACCCAUUUAAAGUGGGUGUCUACCACCUUUGAAUUGUUGUAGACUCCAAUAAGAAUAAACUUUGAGAAAUAUUUA
This is a messenger RNA of Oryctolagus cuniculus (rabbit), 4983 nucleotides long. The record is from RefSeq and is a predicted model, not a curated record. NCBI's taxonomy places the organism in Eukaryota, Metazoa, Chordata, Mammalia, Lagomorpha, Leporidae.